Molecule: messenger RNA, 1247 nt
Organism: Salvelinus sp. IW2-2015
Lineage: Eukaryota; Metazoa; Chordata; Actinopteri; Salmoniformes; Salmonidae
Source: RefSeq, a predicted model, not a curated record
UGUGUAUGUGUCUGUGUGUACAUGCGUGUGUCCUCCUUGUUCCCAAAGUGGGAGUCAGCUGCACGGGGAAGUUCCACUGUAGCACAUCCACUUUGUGUUUUGCCAGAUCUGCGCAGUGUGAUGGAGUCAGCGACUGCGCAGAUGGGGAGGACGAACUGCAAUGUGUGCGUCUGAGUGGGAGGAGCUCUGUGCUGCAGAUCAACAGUAGGGGUGUAUGGAGGACUGUGUGCUCCACCAACUGGGAUCACACACUGGGUUAUUCUGCCUGCAAACAGCUGGGAUACUCCAGCUACAUCAGUUCCAGAUCCCUGCCUCUCUCCUCUGUCGAGUCGGCCUUCCAGGCUAACCUGGUAUCAGUCAACCUGAGUCAUCCAGAUCGCCAGCAGACUGUCAAGAUCCAUAACACCACCUUCCUCAGGUACACCUUCAUUCUCUGUUUUCCCAGUAAGACCCAGUGCAGCUCUGAGAGUGUGAUCGUACUCAAGUGCCUAGAUUGUGGCUCCAGGCCCAUGUUCAGGUCUCGUAUUGUGGGAGGGAACGUCUCCAAACCAGGCCAGUUUCCCUGGCAGGCCAGCCUGCACUAUCAGAACCAACACCUCUGUGGGGGCUCCAUCAUCACACCACGCUGGAUAGUGACAGCAGCACACUGUGUCUACGGGUUUGCAACAAACACCAUGCUGUGGGCGGUGCAUGUGGGAUUGACAGAUCAGCCAGUCAAUGGGGUGCUGUCUCGCUCUUUGGAGAAGAUUAUCUACCAUGCCAGCUACCAACCCAAGGGCUUAAACUAUGACAUCGCUCUAUUGAAGCUUACAGAGCCUCUUACCUUUAAUGGUCUGGUUGAGCCUAUCUGCCUGCCGAACUAUGGGGAGAGAUUUGAGGAGGGGAAGAUGUGCUGGAUCUCUGGGUGGGGUGCCACAGUGGAUGGAGGGGAGACCAGUGUGUCCAUGCACUCUGCCCAGGUCCCUGUGCUCUCCAGCAGGGACUGCAGUGGACCAGGAGUGUACCAGGGAGCCAUCUCCCCUUGGCUUGUCUGUGCAGGCUACCUAGAGGGCGGCAAAGACUCUUGCCAGGGGGAUAGCGGAGGCCCUCUGGCCUGUGAGGACUCGUCAGUGUGGAAGCUGGCGGGGGCCACUAGCUGGGGCUAUGGCUGUGCUGAGAGGGACAAUCCUGCCUUGUACACUCUCAUCUCCCACGCUCUGAGCUGGAUCCACCAGCAGAUGGAGAAAGAAGAGGCACUGAGUCCUUGA